UAAUGUCAAUAACUUGUCAAAGUCGUAAACUUAUUUAUUUCUAAAAUGAAUUCAACAUCGAAUAAUUCUAUAGCAUCUGGCUCUGAUCCCGUAAUAACCAAAUCCGAAGAAUUUAUUAACGGUAAUGGAGAAAACGAUGAAAAAUAUCAACCAACAACACUAACAGAAGCAGAAAUUGCAGCAGAAGUAUGUCACAUCGCUGGUAAUCCAACCUUUUGCAAAGUUGUUAAAGCUGCUUUAAAAAUGGAAAAUCAAUCGGAGAUAACCAAGAAGAGUUUUGCCGAUUUAAUGUCUCUUCCUACGAGAGAGUAUUUGGACCUGACAGUAGUACCAAUUUUAACGAGUGCUCUUAUUUAUUUGGGAAAAGAAAGACCCGUUAAUCCAAUAAUCGCAUUGGCUUCAUUUUUAAUUAAAAAUAAAGCAGAGUAUGAAGCGAGUUAUGAUCCAGGGCAGGCAACUCUUCUAUCUAAUGUGACUUCUUCGAGGGAAUUACUUAUUACCAAAUAAAAAUUAAUUUAAUGGCCAGAAAAAACAACAACUUUUGUAUUUUGUCAAGUUUUUUAUAAUAUAUUUUUAAAUUAUACCUACUUUAAAAAUUACUUUU
This is a messenger RNA of Diabrotica virgifera virgifera (western corn rootworm), 604 nucleotides long. Its product is annotated as dosage compensation protein dpy-30-like. The transcript has a single exon. The record is from RefSeq and is a predicted model, not a curated record. Bases 46 to 507 code for a protein of 153 amino acids. NCBI's taxonomy places the organism in Eukaryota, Metazoa, Arthropoda, Insecta, Coleoptera, Chrysomelidae.